This is a messenger RNA of Cajanus cajan (pigeon pea), 900 nucleotides long. RefSeq lists its product as uncharacterized. The record is from RefSeq and is a predicted model, not a curated record. NCBI's taxonomy places the organism in Eukaryota, Viridiplantae, Streptophyta, Magnoliopsida, Fabales, Fabaceae.
AUGGAGUUACUGGAAGUCCCACCUGCGGGCAGAUUAUUCACUUGGUUUCGACCCAAUGGUACUGCACGUAGCAAGUUAGAUAGAUUUCUGGUUUCACUAGAGUGGUUGCUUGUUUGGCCUGGUUGCACCCAGCUUGUUCUACAUAGAAAUUUUUCAAAUCACUGUCCUAUUGUGAUGAAGAAUACAAUAACCGAUUGGGGCCCAAAACCUUUCAGAACACUUGAUUGUUGGCUUCAAGAAAACAACCUUAGACAACUUUUCCACCAUAGUUGGAUGGAAUCAACAGUGCAAGGUUGGAGUGCUUACGUAGUGAAGGAAAAACUCAAAAUAUUGAAAGGCAAACUGAAAACAUGGAAUGCAAAUAGUUUUGGCAACAUACAAACAAGACUCAGGGAGGUGGAAGAACGUAUGAACUCUUUGGACAUUAAGGAGGAGGAGGGGGAAUUGGAUGAGACGGAUCAAAGGUCUAAGAGGCAACUUCAACAACAGUUAUGGGACCUGGCCAAACACAAUGAAUCACUAUUAAGGCAAAAGUCAAGAGUAAGGUGGCUACUGAAGGGAGAUAAAAACACGAGGUAUUUCCAUGUAGUUGUAAACUGGAGGAGAAGAAUGAACAGCUUAAAAGGUAUAGAGAAAGAUGGUGUUUGGAUACAAGAGCCAAACCAGGUGAAAUAUGAGGUAUCAAACUACUUUAGUAACAAGUUUUCAGAGGAAAUGUGGCUUAGACCUACCCUCGAUGGGGUCCAAUUUUCAAAAAUCAGCAAUGAACAACGAAUCUUAUUGACUCAACAAUUUGGGGGAUUAGAAAUUAAGGAAGCAGUGUGGAGUUGUGAUGGCUCAAAAAGCCCAGGUCCAGAUGGUUACAAUUUCAACUUUAUAAAAAGUAUUGGGACGUGCUAG